Messenger RNA from Jatropha curcas, 682 nucleotides. Its product is annotated as chaperone protein dnaJ 11, chloroplastic. The record is from RefSeq and is a predicted model, not a curated record. NCBI's taxonomy places the organism in Eukaryota, Viridiplantae, Streptophyta, Magnoliopsida, Malpighiales, Euphorbiaceae.
UCCCUCCUAUCCUAGCCACCUCAAUAAUUCUCAUUCCACUCUAUUUUGCUUGUAACAACUCCAAUUUCAUUUCCUCUAAAGAAAACAUCACAAACAAACAAUUAGUGCAUGUCAAAUCCAACCCACCAAGAAUUAUACCAAAACAAGAAUAAUUGAUUAAUUUUUACCGGAAAAUGGCUUCAACUUCAUCAUUAUAUGAAGUAUUGGGAAUUCCGACAAGCGCGAGUUGCCAUGAGAUAAAAGCUGCUUAUCGGAGACUUGCAAGAACUUGCCAUCCUGACGUUGUGUCUGUAAAUUACAAAGAAAUUUCUGCAAAUGAGUUCAAGAAAAUUCAUGCAGCAUAUUCAACCUUAUCGGAUCCUGAUAAACGGGCAAAUUAUGACAGAGAUCUCUAUUCACAUGGUCGCCGUUUUGGGUCAUCGUCUUCUCUCAAUUCAGCAACAAUGGCAGCAGCUUAUGGUUAUGCUGGUAAAAAUUGGGAGACUGAUCAGUGUUGGUAGUUGAUCUUUAGGGUUUCUAUUUAGUUUUAUUUUGUCUAAAGUUUUAAUUUUAGUGAGUUGUGAGUUCUGAUCCUAUGUUCUAGCUAUUAUGCAAUUAAUUUUUUUAAUUUGGAUAAAAAACAGAGCAGAAAGAACCGUGAAGAAAUUAUGAUUCUAUACAUAUCAAUAUUCCUUUUUCUUUU